AUGCCCGCACAGCGGUUGCGUGAGAGAGCAUAUUGUGAUCCAAAACCGAAAUAUUUAGCUCAUUCCGCUUCUACUAUUUUCGUUGAAAGACCGUUGCAACGAUUACAAGAAUUAGACGUGGAAAAACGUGAACCCAUUUUACUUCGAUGCUCAGCAUUGCAACGAACAAAUUUUAUUCAAGUAGAUACAUUAAAGCGAACGUCUGAAGUAGCACAAUCAAUGUUUCGUUUGGUACCAUCCUUAGAAACAGAUGAAUGGCCUGUACGAUAUGCUUUUGCGUCAAUAAGUGGUCGUUCAACGUGUAUUCAGCUUCGCUCCUCACCAAUAUAUAUGAUCUAUUGGCAUGUCAUUUCAUCGAGUAAAGAAGUACAGAUAAAGCGUCGUACAGUAACUCGAUUAUCCUCAGAAUUGAUCCUUCCACCGAUGGAAAUGGAAAUGGCUGAACGAUGGCAUAUGAACUGGGAAUAUGUCGUGUAUCGCAUAUCACAUGGUUUACAUUUUGCUAUCAUGAAAAAUAUCACUGAUAUGACACCUCAACAAAGAGUUAUUUACACACGUAUACAGAAAUGUUAUCCACGACGAUUCAUACGAUCGAACAUUGCACCUGUACAGAAAAAGAAAAUUCUCAAAGCAUCAGAAUCAUAUCCAAUUAAAAUGUGUACCGUUGAUCGAGGUGAACCGUGUCAUGUCAAAAGAAUUAAUAUUCCUGAAUAUCGAAAAUCUAUGACUACCAAUUAUUAUCCAACACGUGAACAUAUUGACAGGGAAUCAGCAGCUGAAGUAUACUGGAGGGUUAUCGAUGGUAACACUAUUAUUGAUGGAGACGAGAAAAGUUACAUUUUUGAUCAAGUAUACCGUGAUGUAGAUCGAACACAGGACGUCUAUGAUAGUUCAGCAAAGGAUGUAGUAGAAUCGGCUAUGGCUGGUUAUAAUGGAACUUUAUUUGCUUAUGGACAAACUGCGUCUGGUAAAACAUAUACUAUGUUUGGUACAGAUAAUGCAGAAGGCAUUGUUCAAAUGGCGCUCGACACAAUUUUUGCAAAAAUUUUAGAAGGAAACGAUAAACGAUAUAUGUUACGCAUAUCGUGCAUUGAAAUUUAUAAUGAAAAAGUGCGAGAUUUGUUAUCUGAUUCGGUCGCUGAUUUACCAGUAAAGGAAUUCAAAGAGAAAACAAUAGUAGAUGGUUUGCGAGAGGAGGUUAUUGUCUGCAAGCAUGGUGUCACAAUGUUAAUCCAACGAGCAUUUGCAAAUCGUGUAAUUGGUGAAACUGCUCUUAAUGAACGUUCAUCACGAUCACAUGUCAUUCUUCGUUUUAUAAUCGAAUGCUAUGACGAUACUGUUGCUUCGGAUUCUUCUUCCUAUGUUUCAUUUCUGAAUGUGGUAGAUUUAGCUGGUAGUGAAAGUGCGAAACAAUCGGGAGGAGACGGUGAUCGUUUAAAAGAAAGUGGCAAAAUCAACACCAGUCUCUUGGCUUUACAAAAAGUUAUAAAUCAAUUAAGUGAAAAAGGGAAUGGUCAUGUGAAUUUUCGCGAUUCGAAGUUAACGCGUUUACUAAAAAGUUCAUUGGGUGGUAAUGCACGAACAUUAAUAAUCUGCACUGCUUCACCUACCGAAGUUACGCAAACAUUACAAACACUCAGAUUUGCUGCACGCGCAAAGAAGAUCAAGAAUAAACCACGGAAGAAUUGGAAUGCAGAAGGGAUAUUAACGCAAUAUAUUCAAACCAUUGAACGUUUGAAGGCAGAAUUAGAGGGCAAUCGGAAAAGCGAAACUGUAGAGCGUGAACUGCUUAACAAAAAUAUUGAAUUAGGCAAGGAAGUCGAGCGUUUAAGAAAAUGUAUUCUUUCAAGUCGAAUGCUUCCACAAUCUACUCAAGUGGGUUGUUUACAAAGGAAACUUAGCGAUCGUCGUGCUCGAAGGCAAACGUGGGGUGGUAACUGGGCUCGUUCAGGUACAGACACGCUACUACCAUAUAACAAUUCGGAUUCGCACUUUCAGUUGUAUGAGAAUCGUGUCGCGGAGAAGUCAAAAGUUAGUGUUAUUGAUGAAUUGUCAGAGGAACCAAACACGAUGACCCUUUAUGAGGCGCCGGUGGUCGCAUUUACGACUUUGCAACUCGAUGAUGAUGAAGCAGAUAUUGCGACUAAUUUUCAAACAUCAAAUCAGAGUAGUAAUCGAGUGAGCGAUACUACAUCUACGGUCAUCAAGACAGCUAUCGAUACUGAAGAUCAGCAGUCAUUUACAGCAAGCUGCAGUACUGAAGAUGAGAAGCAAUUUACAACAAAUUCCUCAUUAGCUAGGCAAAAAAUGAGUGAGGAUAAAUUGCCAAGUUGCAGUGAAGAAAAAGACAUUGAGUGUAUAGAGUCGAAUCUGUCAAAUAAGUUUGAAGAGAAAAUAGAUGGUUUGCAAUCUCUGAUUGUUGAGUUGAAAGCAGAAAAUGAAGAUUUGAAGGAAAAAUUACUCUGCAGAAACCGGGAUAUAAGUUGGCUGGAAAAACAAUGUGAUGAUGCCGACAGUAAGGAAGCAGAAUUAAGGGAACAAUUAUACAAAACGCAGAAAACGAAUGAUGAAAAUCUAUCGAUUAUUGCGGCACUUCGGGAUGAGAUUGCACAAAUAAAGCGUUCAAUGGUAAUUUCUGUGGAAGCAAAUAUAGAAGAUAAGGGAAAUUUACUUCGUUUAGAAAAUGAGAUUGAAAAAAAAGAAAAGGAGAUACGCGAGAUGAAAAGAGAGAUUGCUCAGAAAGAUGGAAAAAUUAGCGGAUUAUUACUUGAAUUACGCCGGGUAACAAAUAAGCAGGAAAACAUAGCAGAAAAAGCGCGGUUUCGAGAGAAUAACAAUGAAGAUUCAUCUUCCAAGCAAAUGAAUUACGUUAAUGCUCAAAUGAAGCGAACGAACCGAUAUGAGGUAGAAAUAGAUUCAUCACAAUCGACGCCUAUAAAACAUUAUCCGGAAUGCAGAACUCAGUGA
Molecule: messenger RNA, 2967 nt
Organism: Acanthocheilonema viteae
Lineage: Eukaryota; Metazoa; Nematoda; Chromadorea; Rhabditida; Onchocercidae
Source: the annotation of a GenBank genome assembly